Molecule: messenger RNA, 3048 nt
Organism: Pezoporus flaviventris
Lineage: Eukaryota; Metazoa; Chordata; Aves; Psittaciformes; Psittacidae
Gene: ABTB1
Product: ankyrin repeat and BTB domain containing 1
Exons: 12
Coding region: 108-1541 (477 amino acids)
Cellular component (GO): cytoplasm; ubiquitin ligase complex
Molecular function (GO): protein binding
Source: RefSeq, a predicted model, not a curated record
CGCCCUGCUGCCGCCGUCGCCGCCGCUGCCCGGUGCGGUCCCGGUCCCGCGGCUCCCUUCGCCCUCCGCGUCAAUGCGGCGCCGCCGCCCCGCGGCCUGCCCCGGCCAUGGACACCAGCGACCUGUUCACCAGCUGCAAGAAGGGGGACGUGAGCCGCGUGCGAUACCUCCUCGAACAGCGAGAUGUGGAGAUCAACGUCCGUGAUAAAUGGGACAGCACCCCUCUGUAUUACGCUUGCCUCUGUGGACAUGAGGAGCUUGUACGCUAUCUUCUGGCCAAUGGAGCGAAAUGUGAAGCCAACACCUUUGAUGGGGAGCGUUGCCUCUAUGGAGCUUUGAGUGAUGCCAUCCGCCGCCUGCUGAAGGAGUACAAACAGAUCACAGCAAAGUGCAUGAAGAGGGACUACUAUGAUGUCUUCCUGCAGCGGCUGCUGGAGCAGGGUUACCAGAGCGACAUCGUUUUCAUUGUUCAUGGCAAAUCCUUCUGCGCCCACCGCUGCAUCCUCAGCGCUCGCAGCGCCUACUUUGCAGAGAUGUUUGAGACCAAAUGGAAGGGGAAGAGCAUGAUAGUGUUGAAGCAUCCACUGAUUAAUCCAGCAGCCUUUGGCUCUCUUCUGCAGUACCUAUACACAGGGCGUCUUGACAUCGAUGUAGAGUAUGUAAAUGACUGCAAGAGGUUAGCUAAGCAGUGCCGGCUGCAGGACCUCAUAGAUGAUUUGGAGACCAAAUGCAAAAAAGUCUAUGAAUUUGUCUCUUCCAAGCCAGGGACCUGUGUGAAAGUGCUGACGAUUGAGCCCACAGGUAACUGCCGGCUGCAGGAAGAUCUGGCUCUUCUAGCAGACUGCGCCCUGCCAGCCAAACUGCGGGUUGGUUUUGGGGAGCUGCCAUUCGACAGCACUGACAACUUCGACAGUUGUCCCGACGUGUGCUUCCGGGUGGCAGAUUACAACUUCUUGUGCCAUAAGGCAUUUUUCUGUGGUCGCAGUGAUUAUUUCAAAGCCCUUCUUGAAGAUCAUUUCAGUGAGAGUGAGGAGCUGCAGACACAGCCCAGCAUCCCUGUGGUGACUCUGCACAGCAUCUCAGAGGACAUCUUCAUCCGGGUCCUCUACUACAUCUACAGUGAUGAUACAGAGCUGUCCCCGGACAACGCCUAUGAUGUGCUGUGUGUGGCAGACAUGUACCUGCUGCCCGGGCUCAAGCGCCUGUGUGGCAGGACUUUGGCUCAGAUCCUGGAUGAGGACAACGUUGUGAGCAUCUGGAGGAUUGCAAAGCUGUUCCAGCUCACCCGGCUGGAGGACCAGUGCACGGAGUACAUGGCAAAGAUCAUCGAGAAGCUGGUGGAGUCAGAGGAGUUUGUGGCUGCUGUGAAGGAGAAUGCGGAGGCUGUGGAGGAGCGGCAGGAGACGGACUCCAUUCCUCUGGUCGAUGACAUCCGCUUCCACAUCACCAGCAAUGUGCAGACCUACAGUGCCAUCGAGGAAGCCAACCAGAAACUUGAAGCUCUGGAAAACCUCCUGGCCAGUAUAGGGCUUGAGUGCUGAUGUGUGCAAACCCUGCCUGUCACUGUGGCCUGCGGAGGCCCUGCUGGGUUGGCUCAGAGUGUGAGAGCAUCUCUCAGUGUCCCUCUUCCCCCUCUGUGUCCUCCUUCCCAUCCACUUUCAGGCAUGGUUUCUUUUUAAUUUAUUAUACCUGGACAUGUGCAUGUCUGCUUUGUGUUUGGUUUGGGUUUUUGUUUUCCCCUUCAGAAGUAGCUCCAGAAGCUCAACCCGUAUCAGUAGCUGCUCCUACUGAAGGGAGAGCUCCCCUUCUUUCCUUCCUAAAGGGGAAGGAAACACCUUCUUGGGAACAGCACUUCUCCCUUUCUUUUUGUACAUGGUGGUAGAGCAAAACUGCUUCUGCUCAGGGUGGUGGCAUGGAGAGGGCUCUGCAUUUGCUGUGAUUUGUGGAAUGUACUCCAUGUCCAUCCCUGAGCUCAGUGUGGCUUUGACAGGACCACCAAAGAGCCCAGUGCAACUUGAACUGAUAAAGACAUCUCGGUAAACUUGAGGAGGGCAAGGGCUAUUGAAAAUGCUUUUAUGUGAAAUCCCAUGUAUUGUGGUGAAGGCAGGACUGGUUUUGUGCUCAGUGAGUGUCAGGCUCAUGAAAGCCUGCUGCAAAAACCGACAGCUUAACCCAGCUGGUUCAGUUCUCCUGCGUUGCUCCUCCCUAUGUGGCUGAAGAUGACACUGAACAUAAGCAGGAUGUUUAGUUUAUCACAUCCCCUCCACUCCUCCUGCAUAAAUCCCUCAUCAGGCAUCUUAGCAUUGGCUUUGCACAGCAGUGGUGGUGACAGCCCUGCACAAGGCUUGCACACCAGCGGCCAGAAUGUGGCCUUUGCCUUCUACUUGCACUGAAUGAUCUGCAGAAACGGGAUUACCAAGGAAUGUGCUAAUGCUGCUCUCUGCAGAUGCCUCAGCUGCUCAAGCAAAUGGACAUUGGUAGUGGGCAAAGCAGGAGGAAGGCAGCGGUGCUGGGAAGCAUUUUCCAUAUGGCUGCUCCUGAGUAAUCCCAUUCCCAUGUGGAGCACGUGGGAGGAAAGGUCAGGGUGGCCUUUGCUUUGCCUCCCAUAGCACAGCUCCAUGUGUGCUGCAGGCAGGAGCCCCGUCUGCCUGCGUGCACUUAAUGGUCACAUCUGUGAGGCCCCUCACAUUGUCCAAUUACUUGGGAUCCCUUUAACCACCCCCCCAGUCCCUCUUGGCAAAGCAGGGCUACCAAGGCAUGCUCAGCAGAUGGGCAGCAUGCAGGCACACUGUAAUGAAAACGAGCCUGGUCAACCCUCUGAUUUGAAUCCACUUUGUUCUCGCUGCAGAUAACUUGGUCACAAGAUAAAAACCUUCUGAUUUUUCCUUCUCUGGCCGAUGUCCUUUCUGUGUUCUCUUGCCUCUGCCCUUUUAUUCACUGCUUCUCACUUGCUGAAUUAAGAAGAUUGUAAAAUUUACCAGAGCAACAUUAUAUUUAAGGGAAAUGUGUAAGCAUGUGUGCAGCAAUAAAAUAGUCUAUUUCACUAUA